This is a messenger RNA of Cynocephalus volans (Philippine flying lemur), 1764 nucleotides long. RefSeq names its product four and a half LIM domains 3 (gene FHL3). The coding region runs from base 251 to 1093 and encodes 280 amino acids. The transcript has 6 exons. Gene Ontology annotation, molecular function: actin binding; transcription coregulator activity. The record is from RefSeq and is a predicted model, not a curated record. Gene Ontology annotation, biological process: actin cytoskeleton organization. NCBI's taxonomy places the organism in Eukaryota, Metazoa, Chordata, Mammalia, Dermoptera, Cynocephalidae. Gene Ontology annotation, cellular component: nucleus; stress fiber; Z disc.
AUGGGGGGCUGGGGGCGGGGCGGGGCGGGUCCCGCGCUCACUUCCUCGGGGAGGGCUUGAGGCCCCGCUCUCAGUCGCCCACACAGUCCGUCUGCAGCCAGUAGCCUUCCCCGCAGCUCGCCCGGCCACCGCUCGGCGCCGCCCGCAGGUACGAGCCGCCGAGGGACACGGCGCCCGGCUCCCGACCCCACCCGCGCCGCGCGCGCCCCGCUCCUGCCGCCCGCUGCGAGGGCUCCCUCACAUCGCCACUAUGAGCGAGGCAUUUGACUGUGCCAAAUGCAGUGAGUCCCUGUAUGGCCGCAAGUACAUCCAGACAGACAACGGCCCCUACUGCGUACCCUGCUAUGACAACACUUUCGCCAAAACCUGUUCUGAGUGCCAGCAGCUUAUUGGACAUGACUCAAGGGAGCUAUUCUAUGAAGACCGCCACUUCCACGAGGGCUGCUUCCGCUGCUGCCGCUGCCAGCGCUCCCUGGCCGAUGAACCCUUCACCUGUCAGGACAGUGAGCUGCUCUGCAAUGACUGCUACUGCAGCGCCUUUUCCUCAAAGUGCUCUGCCUGUGGGGAGACCGUCAUGCCUGGGUCCCGGAAACUGGAGUAUGGAGGCCAAACGUGGCAUGAGCACUGCUUCCUGUGCAGCGGCUGUGAGCAGCCGCUGGGCUCCCGCUCCUUUGUGCCCGACAAGGGUGCUCACUACUGUGUGCCCUGCUAUGAGAGCAAGUUUGCUCCACGCUGCGCCCGCUGCAGCAAGAUGCUGACACAGGGUGGAGUGACAUACCGUGAUCAGCCCUGGCAUCGAGAAUGUCUGGUCUGCACCUGGUGCCAGAAGCCCCUGGCAGGGCAGCAGUUCACCUCCCGGAAUGAGGAUCCCUACUGUGUGGACUGUUUUGGAGAACUCUUUGCACCUAAGUGCAGCAGCUGCAAGCGCCCCAUCGUAGGACUCGGUGGAGGCAAGUAUGUGUCCUUUGAAGACCGACACUGGCACCACAGCUGCUUCUCCUGUGCCCGCUGCUCCACCUCCCUGGUGGGCCAAGGCUUUGUGCCAGACGGAGACCAAGUGCUGUGCCAGGGCUGCAGCCAGGCAGGGCCCUGAACAGGGCUCCUGGGCCCAGGAUUUCCCAAACCAGGGCUCCAGGACUAUGGUUCCUUUUCUAAACCACCUCUGGAACGCAGCCCCUCCCCAAAAUGGGUCUGUCUCCUGCUGAAGAGGAGGAUUUGUCCUCUCCAGAGGGAGACCUCUCCAUUUGGGAGGAUUCAGUCUCCCCCCUCCAACAUCCCCAAACUGGUCCUCCCUGACCCAGGCUUCCCAUCCUGUGCUCUUAUGGAGCCUUCAUGAUUCAAACCCCCUCCCCAAACCUGGACUCCACAACUCAGCCCUCUCACUUACAGUCUGGGUUACCAAACCAAGCCCCCUCCUCAAAUCAGGGCUCUAGACCCCAGCCCUCCAAACUUGGACUCUGGGACCUAGGCCUUCUUGAAUCUAGAUGUCUCUCCAUAGAUUUUAGGUCUGCUAUGAGUGCUUGAGAAGUUGUCCAAAGUGGACUGAACUCAGACUUGACCCCACCCCUAUCCCCAGGGCUGGGGCUGUCUGGGCAGCAAAUUAGGGGCUUGCUGGUUAGGGGGUCCUAGGGUACAGGGUGCUGCCCAGCCCAUGUCCCUCGAGUGUCUUCUCAUUUUAUUUCAGCUCUGUUUUGCCUAGAGAUGGGCAGAGGGGUGGGAUUGGCUCAGCCCCUUCCAGAUUCUGCAAUAAAGCAGUGUGAGGAA